AUGAAGGUGAAGGUGUUCCUGACGGUGGCCACCCAGCGCGCAGAGCUGGGCAGGGUCCUCCUCACCCUCCACAAGGACGUCGUCCCCCGCACUGCCGAAAACUUUAGGGCUCUCUGCACUGGCGAAAAGGGGUUCGGAUACAAGGACUCGCUCUUCCACCGGGUCAUCCCUGGCUUCAUGCUCCAGGGCGGAGACUUCACGGCGGGCAACGGCACAGGCGGCAAGAGCAUCUACGGCAACAAAUUCGCUGACGAGAACUUCAAGCUGAAGCACACAGGGCCAGGCAUCCUGUCAAUGGCCAACAGCGGGCCGAACACCAACGGCUCUCAGUUCUUCAUCUGCACGGCCACCACGGCCUGGCUGGACGGCAAGCACGUGGUGUUCGGCGAGGUCGCCGAGGGCAUGGACGUCAUCAAGAAGAUCGAGCAGCUGGGCAGCGAGUCCGGCAGGACCCGUGAGCCUAUCCGCAUCACCGACUGCGGUGAGCUGAAAUGA
Molecule: messenger RNA, 495 nt
Organism: Hippocampus zosterae (dwarf seahorse)
Lineage: Eukaryota; Metazoa; Chordata; Actinopteri; Syngnathiformes; Syngnathidae
Exons: 1
Coding region: 1-495 (164 amino acids)
Biological process (GO): protein folding; protein peptidyl-prolyl isomerization
Molecular function (GO): peptidyl-prolyl cis-trans isomerase activity
Source: RefSeq, a predicted model, not a curated record